AUGUCUAUCUUUGGAGCUCCCUCGACCCAAACACCGCCCGCUGGUGGUAGUCUUUUCGGAAACACAGCGAAUAAAUCCACUUCAUUCGGAGGCUUUGGUGCCAGUACGAACACCGCCACCCCCUCCCCCGGUGGAGGAUUGUUCGGCACGCAGCAGAACCAAAAUCAACAGCAGGGAUCAACAGGCGGGGGCAUGUUCGGCUCAUCAACCACAGCUCAGCAACAACCACAGCAGCAGGCAGGAGGCCUCUUUGGCUCGAGUACACCUGCUCAACCGGCAGGCUCCGUUUUUGGUGGCGGCGCCACUGCUGGUGGUUUAGGGCAACAGUCGCAACAACCAACCCAGCCAUCAGGCGGCCUUUUCAACAAUGCACCGAGGCCCGGCAGUGUUUUCGGGCAGCCGCAACAGACCCAGCAGCCUGCGACCGCUGGUGGGCUAUUCGCAGGUGGCUUUGGCUCUAGCGCACAGCAGCCGCAGCCGCAGCAGAGCGGAUUUGGAUCAACAUUUGGUGGUCAGCAGCAGCAACAACAACAACAACAACAACAACAAGGUCAACAACCUCAACAAUCUCAGUUUGGACAGACCACUAUGGUCCAGCCUCAAGGUCAGCAGCAAGAACAAUCGCUGUCGUCGAGUUUGUGGUCUCCCGGGCGUGCUAUCACAGGAGUCCACAGAACAGUCCCUAUGCAGAUUGCCAUUGUUAAAGAUAAGUGGGAUGCUCCUAAUCGCGCUUCACCAUUUCGAGCAUAUCUUUACAAUAACGUCGGAGAAGAGGCUGCACCAUUCUAUCAGCCAGGCCCGGAGGACGAUGAAGCUAAAUGGGAGGCAGCUUUGCGCAAGCGACCCGAACCAGGCUAUGUGCCCGUACUAGUCAAGGGAUUCUGGGAGUUAGGCAAACGCGCGCAGCGACAGAAGGAUUUCCUCAGCAUGAUGCAGGCACGCCUUCAUGAAAUCAAUAACUGCUUGACCGACCUUCUAUCUCGCCACGACCUCAAGAUUUCUCUCAAGAUCGCCGAUUGUCGACGAAAGCACAUUGUUCUCAGUAAGCGUUGUUUGGCCCUUGCAGCCAAGACUCAAGUGCUGCGCAACAGAGGUUAUGCGAUGGACGAUGCCGAGGAAGAGCUCAAGAAGAAACUCUCUCAACUUGAAAGAUCAGUUUUCGACCCGUCCCUCAAUGGUCGCGGUGAGGAGAUCUGGGCCCGUAUGCUAGCAAUCCACGAACAAAGCAAACGUCUACAGGCGGAGAUGGAACGUGCUGGAGGCAAUAUGGCCUCAAAUUCUGAAGAUGAGAUUGAUGAGCAGACUAUGAAGACAGCAAAGAAGAUUCUUGAUGAUUACCACGCUCAGAUUCAGCAUCUGCAAAAGGAACUGGCAUCUGUCCAAAAAGAAUUCAAUGAGGCUCAGAAGCUUAAUGGAAACUAA
This is a messenger RNA of Penicillium angulare, 1422 nucleotides long. RefSeq names its product putative nucleoporin. The record is from RefSeq and is a predicted model, not a curated record. NCBI's taxonomy places the organism in Eukaryota, Fungi, Ascomycota, Eurotiomycetes, Eurotiales, Aspergillaceae. Gene Ontology annotation, biological process: nuclear pore organization; NLS-bearing protein import into nucleus; protein localization to nuclear inner membrane. Gene Ontology annotation, cellular component: nuclear pore; nuclear pore central transport channel. Gene Ontology annotation, molecular function: structural constituent of nuclear pore. The transcript is spliced from 3 exons. Bases 1 to 1422 code for a protein of 473 amino acids.